UCACCUGGCACGUAAAGCUAUGGAUUAUUGUUUAAACUAUUUCGAACUUACGUCGGUUAUGUUCCACGUCGGUUAUGUUCUUCAUUAAAAAAUCAACAACGAUAAAGAUUUGCAAAACACAGAUGACCGUCGACAAACAGCUCUAUCAAGUGUUGCAGGCAGUGCAAACUCAUCUCGACUCUAAUCUGCGUUCGAUUGAGACUUCCUGUGUGGCAGAACUGAGAGCAGGCGAGCGCGCAAUCAGCACUGCCUACAGACUAGUUUACGGUAACACUCUCGAAAAUCGCCGCCUGUACCGACAAAAGUGCUCGUUUGGACUUAAUCGGGAAUGAAACGCUUUAUUCUAACUAUAAUGUUGUUGGAUAGACGUUGAGUGCGAGAACUAAACCGCAAAGAGAUCCUCGGUGCGGGUCAAGCACAUCUCACCCGACCAACUGAAAAAGGAGGAGAGGCCAAAAAAGACAACUGCAACUGGAGGAGGAAAAGUGUCUACAAUCCUCACGGAUUGCCACAACGUCGAAGAUUAUCGUGACAUGAUGGCCACGGAGGAACUCUACGAGGUGGAGAGAGUAGUUGGCAAGCGUAAGAACAAAAAGGGCAAGACUGAGUACCUGGUCCGUUGGAGAGGCUAUGGCUUUGAGGGAGACACCUGGGAGCCGGAGAGUCACCUGUCCAGCUGCGUCGAGUUCAUCCAUGAGUUUAAUCGGCAACACAGCGAGAAGCAGAAAGACGGAACUUUACUCCGUUCCACGCGGAGCUCUCCCAGCACUAACACUAACAUCAAUGCCCGCAAACAGAUCAACAGGCCUCAGCAGCCGUCAGCGAAUCCUACCACAGCGAAGACUUCUCCACAGACCUCAAGCACACCCUCUACAAAACGGCUUCAGCCAGCACAACACUCGCCAAACGACAGCGACGCACAGCAGCAGAAGAACAAGCGUUCGGCUGGCGUGAGUAGCGCGGGCAGCGGCACUUCCGUCACGGGUACAGUCGCUGACACGGUCCCUACGGCAGCGCCAACAGCUGCACCCACUAUGAGCGCACUGCGCCGUAGUAUGGACCUAACAAAAUCUGGCAUCAAAAUCCUAGUGCCAAAGAGCCCGAUGAACAGCCGCACUGAUACCGAGGAGUCUCCCAGCGAGGCAGCACACAGUCUGGAGCAGGAAGGCCAAGAGCCUGAUGCUGUGCCCCCUGAAGUGGCCUUGCUGGAGAAACCCACCGGAGCUGUGCGUGUACCAGGAGAGGAGCGAGCUCGUAUGGGCACGAGGCCCAGGACACAAACGGCCCUUCCGCCACCACAGAUUCCCAUUACCCCAGCUGCUGUCCGCACAUUAAACGGGAAAGGAGUGACAACCUUAAUGGAAGCCUCUUCGGCAAACGGAACGGCCAUUACACAGAGUGGUGCGGCAGGAGGGAUGGGCAGUUCAGGGUUGACAGCCAAAAGGCGCUUUGGGGACAGUGCGACUUUCGAUAAACGCCUGCGCUACAGUGUUCGUCAAACUGAGAGUGCUUACCGCUACAGGGACAUUGUAGUUAAGAAACAAGAUGGCUUUACACAUAUUCUAUUUUCUACAAAGACCUCAGAGAACAACUCACUGAAUCCUGAUGUAAUGAAGGAGGUUCAGAGUGCCAUGGCCACAGCUGCAGCUGAUGACAGUAAACUUGUUCUACUGAGCGCCGUGGGAAACGUCUUCUGCUUUGGCCUCGACUUCAUCUACUUUAUUAGGCGGCUCACAGAUGAUAGGAAAAAAGAAAGUAUCAAAAUGGCAGAGACAAUCAGGACUUUCGUCAACACAUUCAUCCAGUUCAAGAAGCCCAUCAUUGCCGCCGUAAAUGGGCCUGCUAUUGGGCUUGGAGCGUCUAUCUUGCCCCUGUGUGAUGUAAUCUGGGCCAAUGAGAAAGCUUGGUUCCAGACUCCUUACACAAUCUUUGGCCAAACUCCAGACGCCUGCUCCUCUGUAACAUUCCCUCUCAUCAUGGGAGUAGCUUCGGCCAAUGAAAUGCUCCUGAGCGGAAGGAAGUUGACUGCUCAGGAAGCUUGUGCCAAAGGACUCGUGUCCCAGGUUCUGUGGCCAGGGACCUUCCCACAGGAAGUCAUGGUUCGCAUUAAGGAGCUAGUAUCUUGUAAUUCAGUUGUUCUGCGCGAGUCCAAAGCACUGGUGAGGAACAUUAACCGGGCCGCCCUGGAGCAGGCCAACGAGAGGGAAUGUGAGGCACUUAAGAGGGUCUGGGGCUCUCCUCAGGGCAUGGACUCCAUACUCAAAUAUCUCCAGAAGAAAAUAGAUGAAUUCUAAAUCGAUUAAAUGUCCUACGGGUAUCAAAAAACCUCCAUCCUCAAGUGCCUGAUGUUAUGUAGACGAGGUUUGUCAUUUUUAUUAGGGUUUUGAUGGAACUCCCCAUCAGUGGAGGACUGGCGUGGUCUAACCCGCAACUUCAUCUUCGUCCAGGACGUAUUUCCUUUUCAUCUGACUGCAGAAAGCAGCAUCUCAUUCUGCUACACUUGAUAAUGACUUUACUGCAAAGUUUGUGAUGAAUCUUGCACAUCUUUCUCUAGGCACUGUGGCGAAGGACAAAAUGCCUCGAUGCAUGCAAAUUCCUUUCAUCCUUCAGCUCAAUCUCUGUUUUAUCUGGACUAAAGUCCUGCAUUGCUUCGUCAUAGAGGUAAUAUGGUUUGGGAUAUUUUUCGACAGGCCUCCUAUGCAGACUGAUUGAGAAAAGAUGAGUAAUGUCGGUGUAAUUUAAGAUUUAUGAGACUUGAAUGAGUUGAAUUUUGCACUCGUCUCAGUUUGGUUACCCCUAAACAAACAGAUUGCCAUUUUAAUCAAGACUUUAUAGUCAGUAGCAGGCUUUUUUUUUUUUUUAGUUGGUACUUUUAUUACAUCAAUUCGAAGACAUCUCAAGCCUUGUUCACCCUGAAUAUUCAGGCAUUUACAUCGGUCAGCCCUUUGUAGUCAUUUUGAUGAGAUCAGACAUUGACGGCAAUGAAAAUGACACCAGUGCUUAGGGAUUUAGCAUCAGUUCUUUUCUUGACUUGAAAGCUACUAAUGCAUUAAAGUGAACAAAAUGAAUACUUAAGGCGCUGGCUUAGUAGGAAUUAACAUUUAUUUGUAUCAAAGUUAACAGUUGUAUGUUUUGCUGGCUUCAUUUUAAAAGUAUUCAGCUUAACUAUAGUUUUGUUUGUAUGUUCUCGGGCAUACAAACUGUUUGCUUUGGAGUAACAUUAUACCACCAAAUAAUUUUGAUGUAAAUGUUGACAAUAUUUCUAAUUUAAUAACUUAUGACAUUAUGAAAAUGAAUGGGGGAUGUUCCUCAUGAGUCAAUAAAGGGUGCUGGCGAUUUAAAUCUGCAUCCUUUUUUUCUGCUGGUUCAAACAGACUGGACUGCUGUAUCAUCAGACGAGCCCUGGAGAUUAAACAACCGUCUCUAAGGGAAGAUCCUACUGAAAUCCAUCACAAACAUAUGUAGUCACUAGCUAGUAUGCACUAUUAUUAAAUGGAAUGGCUAUCUUUCAGUUUUGUUUUGUUUUUGUGGGUGGGAAUGGGGUAGGUUUAGGAAAAUGGGUUGUGAAAAGGUCCACGUAAAUUGCUUAAUAUGACUUUGUAGAAAUAUUUUAUUCCCCAGUUCUAAAGUUCUACCUCUCAAAACCCAUAAUAUGAUUUUUAGCAAUGAAGCGUCUGGUUUAAAUCUUACUCGUUUUACAUCAUGUUUCUGGUACAGUUAUCUAUGCACUAUUUCAUGUUCUGCUCCAAAGUUUUUGCUUUAAAUUGGUCUGACUCGAUACUUUACAGGUAAGCAAAAUUCAAUUCAGUAAUUAAUCAGCUCAGCCCCAGCAAUAAAAUGUGUAAAUUAUAUAUGUUGUUAAUUCUAUUCAGUAUUUAUUGACCAUAGAUAGACUUUGCUGCAGUGGUUCCAUAACUUGGAAUAACAGAUGGUUGUGUACGUUUUACCCUUUCCAAAUUAUUUUGUAAAAUUGAUUCAUGUUUAUGGAAUUAUAUUUAUGAUUGUGAAAAUAGAAUUGUUUUCAUUCUUACUCUUAUACUUAUUGAAUGCUUUUGUUCAGUUAUUUGAGUUACUUUUUUAAAACAAUGUGGCAGGUUAUAUUUUAUUAUGAAGUGCAGUGUGACAUUAAUUAUGUCUUCUACAUUUUAACUUGUAUGUGAUGUUAUGUAAACUCUGGUGAAAUAUUAGUUUGAUCUGUGAUAAUUCAGUAUCUGUUAAUAACCUGAAAAAAUACACAAUUAAAUUUAGAAAUAGUCAAACACCAGGAACUCAUUUACAUUUUGAAUUCUGUACCCAGGGUGUCGCAGUUUGAUGUAAAACAUUGCGGACUAUACCUGAGGGGAAAAAUUGCUUUGUUCCAGUCACUUCACUGACAAAAUUAUAUAUAUUAUCCUCAU
Molecule: messenger RNA, 4397 nt
Organism: Pimephales promelas (fathead minnow)
Lineage: Eukaryota; Metazoa; Chordata; Actinopteri; Cypriniformes; Leuciscidae
Gene: cdyl
Product: chromodomain Y like
Cellular component (GO): nucleus
Molecular function (GO): transcription corepressor activity
Source: RefSeq, a predicted model, not a curated record